GUGACGGCCAAGAGGAAUGGGGUUACCUACUACCCUUCCGUGUUCUUCUACAAUAAUAAGAGAGACGGCAAAGUGCUCUAUCAAGGGAGACAGGACGUGGCUUCCCUCUACGCGGCAAUAGAUGAAGAACUCAAGUACGAAAUGCCCAGACUCAUUUCUGUGCAGAGCAAUGACUACACACAGCUGGUGUUCGAUAGAAAUGCUGAUGUGAUUUUGCUGUUUUUACAACAGGGGUGCCGAGGUUGUCUCAAAGCCGAAAAAGACAUGAUUGACCUCAUGAAGGAAUACCAGGAGCAAUUCGGUGAACAUCGGAUCCGAUUCCUCAAAAACGACGCCUCAGUUUCCAAAGUCCUGGCGAGGAUCUACGAUGUGUUAGACUACCCCUCAGUUUGGCUAUUCCCUCGCAUGUACAAAGAAGGAAUAGCUCAUAAAGGAAUAUUCAACAAGACUUAUAUGAGUCAGUUGAUGGACUUUCAGUUUCUAUACACCGAUAACUGGGAUUCGGAUACCUUUGGAAUGAUGGGGAGAAAUAGCGAAAUCGAGAAAAUCUUAGCCCCCCAGUUAGAUUUUCUCCGAAAAGGCGACAUAAUGCCUUCUGAAAUAGAAGUUUUGAACAAUAAAGUGCGCGCUGUGUCAUCGCCGAACCUUAGAAGAAAUUACAUGAACGCUCUAGAAGCUUUUCUACCCGAUAGAGAGGGUUUGAAAUCAAUUGAAAGACGCCAAACUGUUGUUGAAGAGCGAAUCGCGAGUAGCUUUGAGAAGAAAAAACACGACUACGAAGCAAAUCAAAAAUUAAUUAACGAGUGGAAUGUCUUGCAGUUUUUCAAGGAUUACCAACACGAUAUUCCAGAACUGCGGAAAACGAUUAAAGCGUCUAAAAAGGUGGAGUUAUAAACAACUUUUGCUAACUAAUGUACCAUUUAACAACUACUUUAAUAACAAAAGUGUGAAAUUACUUUAUUCAUUAUGUAUCUGAUCCGAGAUUUAUAUGUGUAAUUAUUGUUCUGGAUUCAAAAAUGCUACUAAAAAUUUCUCAUUUCCGUGUAAUUGAAGUUUAAAAUGACUCAUGCGUGAGUGAACAGAUCAAACACAAGAGCUGAGGUGGUUCAGCUCGGUAGGACUAACAUUGUACCUAAAAAACUUUAAAUGAUUAUCUCAAUAUUUAAAUUCUUCAAUAAUUUACUAUGUAUUCCGAGCCAUAUUGUAUAAUAACGCAAAGCUUACGAAAAAUGUCGAAUAACCUUCAAGAAAACAACGCAAAAAUGACCUUGUAUCGAGAAAUUGAAGAUACAGAAAGAAACCAAGAUUGAAACACUACGAGGCCAACCUAUGCACUGAAAACGCGCAACGUUUGUUUUGUGUACGUAAUUGGAAAGCAGAGACAAGUGCUUAAAUAUCUUCCAAAUUGUAAGUGGAUUCCACUUAUAAAAUUUUCUUGGGUUCUGCUCACAAAUACUUUUAACGUACACUUUGUCGGCACUUUGAUUGCUUCGCGGAUUCUGUAACGAGCGAAUAUAGCUAGUUGUUUUAGCAAACGUGGGCUAAUGUCACAAAUGCAAGCGGAUUCAGCAACAUUGUAAUUAUAAUGUCAUGAUGUCAAUAAAUUCUGUAAAUUGCAAGCGGAUUUGGCAAAUGUAAGCGG
This is a messenger RNA of Symsagittifera roscoffensis, 1642 nucleotides long. RefSeq lists its product as uncharacterized. The record is from RefSeq and is a predicted model, not a curated record. Gene Ontology annotation, cellular component: endoplasmic reticulum. Gene Ontology annotation, biological process: protein folding. Gene Ontology annotation, molecular function: protein disulfide isomerase activity. NCBI's taxonomy places the organism in Eukaryota, Metazoa, Xenacoelomorpha, Acoela, Convolutidae.